AUGAGGCUUGGAGCAGCGUCAACGAUACGUGGAUUAGUCAUUGUGACGCAUAUCUAUCUAUCUAUCUAUCUAUCUAUCUAUCUAUCUAUCUAUCUAUCUAUUAUUUACAAUGUAAACACCUGGCACAAACUUCCACUAAGUAAAUGUUCAAACCACCCAUCGGUAAUACCCACUCCUUAUUACUCCCACAUUCACCUACACGGGGUAUCUCAAAAUCCUGUAGACAUCGACAGCGGCUGGCCACGUCUCAACUCGACAGUGGCUUCACAAACACUACGGGCGCCGUUAAACGGGUCUAACGCGAUGCAGUCUCAAGAACAAUACCGGACAAAACCACGGCCAUUCUGCCGACUUGUUUAUCUAACCGGUGAAAACUGUGACCCAGACAAAAGAUGUCGCCGCCAGGAAGAUAAGCCAGCUGAACAUCUAUCUAUCUAUCUAUCUAUCUAUCUAUCUAUCUAUCUAUCUAUCUAUGAUGGAAUUCUAAAAUAUAACUAUCCCAAUUUCAAAUUUCUCUCUUUCUCUUUACAUGCUGAUCUAUCUAUCUAUCUAUCUAUCUAUCUAUCUAUCUAUCUAUCUAUCUGUGUCUAUGAUUCCCUCUUGAUCUGUUUCUUUCUUUCUUUUUUCUUCUUCUUCUUAUUAUUAUAUAUGCUUUCUUUUUCUCACUAA
Molecule: messenger RNA, 669 nt
Organism: Acanthosepion pharaonis
Lineage: Eukaryota; Metazoa; Mollusca; Cephalopoda; Sepiida; Sepiidae
Source: the annotation of a GenBank genome assembly